AUGGGUGACGAUGAUAAAGUAUUGGCUUGUGCGUCAUUUAUCGUUAUGUGUGGUGAAUACUUAAAUUUGAAAAAAACUACAAAAGGUCCAAAAAAAAGAAGGUGGUGGAUGUCAUCUUUAAAUAAAAGCCGCAAUAGGUACAACGCGACAAAUCUAAUCGAAGACCUGAGGCGUGAACCAUCUGGUAAAUUUGAGAAUUUUUGCCGAAUGUCAGCUACAGAUUUUGAAUUUUUACUAUGCAAAAUUGGUCCAAUGAUCCGAAAAUCAAAUACCAAUAUGAGAGAAGCGAUCCCUGUACAGGAAAGAUUGGCCGUUUCACUUAGAUUUCUGGCAUCCGGCGAUAGUUUCAGUAGUUUGUCAUAUUUAUUUAAAUUCUCAAUCCAAACAGUGUCGAGAUGUGUAUACGAUGUUUGCAGCGCCUUAAUACAAAUACUAAAGGAAGAAAUUAAGAUUCCUAAAAAUCCACACGAAUGGAAAUUAAUAGAAAAAGAAUUUUCUGAAGUAUGGAACUUUCCUCACUGCUGUGGAUCUAUGGAUGGUAAACAUAUCGUUAUACAGUCACCCAUACAUAGCGGUUCGGAGUAUAUCAAUUAUAAAGGCACAUUCAGUGUUGUUUUAUUUGCUUUAGUGGACGCAAAUUAUAAUUUUUUAUACGCAAAUAUCGGAUGCCAAGGAAUAAUUAGCGACGGGGGUGUAUUUAAAAAUACAUCUUUGUACAAAAGUAUCGAAGAAGAUCAAUUAAUGCUACCACCAGCGCUUCCAUUGCCUUUAAGAGAGUUUCAUGUACCUUAUGUAUUUCUUGCCGAUGAUGCGUUUGCAUUAAGCUCACAUUUAAUGAAACCCUACUCCGGAAUACACGAAAAAGGUAGUAAAGAAAGAGUUUUCAACUAUCGUUUGUCCCGAGCACGUCGUGACCGUCGUGUAGUCGAAAAUGUUUUUGGAAUAAUGGCUUCUGUAUUUCGAGUAAUGCGAAAACCAAUGCUACUUGAACCAGAAAAAGUUACAAAUAUAACACUAACAUGCGCGCUACUGCACAACUUUUUAAGAAAAAGUAAAACUUCCUCUACCAAGUACUCACCAAACGGGACGUUUGAUUUGGAAAAUGAGGAAGGUCAAAUUAUUCCUGGUGCAUGGCGACAAGAAGAAAGUACUAUGACGUCUUUAUUGCCUCUUCGCAAUAUACCAAGGAAACCCGGAAUGGAAGCUAAACAAAUACGCGAAGAGUUUGCUACAUAUUUUGCUACCAAUGGUAAAGUUCCAUGGCAAAAUGCAUACUGCUAAAUUUGUUUAAAGCAAAUUAA
Acyrthosiphon pisum (pea aphid) is the source of this 1301-nucleotide messenger RNA. RefSeq lists its product as uncharacterized. NCBI's taxonomy places the organism in Eukaryota, Metazoa, Arthropoda, Insecta, Hemiptera, Aphididae. The coding region runs from base 1 to 1281 and encodes 426 amino acids. The record is from RefSeq and is a predicted model, not a curated record. The transcript is spliced from 4 exons.